Molecule: messenger RNA, 3962 nt
Organism: Jaculus jaculus (lesser Egyptian jerboa)
Lineage: Eukaryota; Metazoa; Chordata; Mammalia; Rodentia; Dipodidae
Gene: Txndc16
Product: thioredoxin domain containing 16
Exons: 20
Coding region: 203-2650 (815 amino acids)
Source: RefSeq, a predicted model, not a curated record
GGCAUUGCCGCUGGGCGGCUGCGGGAGGACCGUCCUCUAGAUCCUCCCAGGUCUCGGGUGACGGGAACUGGUGGCCCGGGCCGCUUCAGUGGCUCUCCACCGGUGAGGCACGCAGCUCGGGGCAGGAAUUAUCCUACGCAGUGGAACAACAAUGAACAAGAUAGACACCAUCUCCUGGAGCUCGCCCACAGAGUAGCUCACAAUGGCUUCCAGCUUCAGUGUAUUUAGCAUUGAGGUCUUUUUGGUCAUACUAUCUUGUGUUUCCAAGUCAAGUGAAGACUCUCUGCCAGAACUGAGUCCUCAAAAAUAUUUCAGCACACUGCAACCAGGAAAAGCAUCUUUAGCUUAUUUUUGUCAAGCUGAUUCUCCAGGCACCUCUAUAUUUCUUGAAGAACUGAAGGAGGCCAUUAGACCUCUCCAGGACUAUGGGAUUUCAGUUGCAAAGGUUAAUUGUAUCAAAGAAGAAAUAUCAAGAUACUGUGGAAAAGAUGAUUUGAUGAAAGCAUAUUUAUUCAGAGGCAACGUAUUGCUCAGAGAAUUCCCUACGGACACCUUAUUUGAUGUGAAUGCCAUCGUUGCUCAUGUUCUCUUUGCACUUCUUUUUAAUGAAGUGAAAUACAUUACCACACUGGAAGACCUUCAGAACAUAGAAAAUUCUAUGAAAGGAAGAGCCAAUAUGAUAUUUUCAUAUGUAAGAGCCAUUGGAACACCAGAGCACAGAGCAGUCAUGGAAGCUGCUUUUGUCUAUGGGACAACAUACCAAUUCGCCUUAACCACAGAAAUUGCCCUUUUGGAAAGCAUUGGCUCUGAGAAUAUAGAACGUGAACAUCUCUACUUUUUUCAUUGUGAAAUAGUCUUGGACUUGAGCCAGGAUUGUAGAAGAACGUUAAUGGAGCAACCAUUCACUACACUGAACAUCCAUGUGUUUGUUAGGACAAUGAAAGCACCCCUCUUGACUGAAGUUGCUGAAGAUCCUCAACAUGUUACAACUGAUCACCUGCAACUUGGAUUACCACUGCUUUUUAUUGUGAGCCAGCAAGCUACGUAUGAUGCUGACAGAAGAACUGCAGAGUGGAUUGCUUGGCGUCUUCUGGGGAAAGCAGGAGUUCUACUCAUAUUAAGGGACUCUUUGGAAGGGAACAUUCCUCAGCGUAUCAAUGUGAUCCUCAAAAGAGCAGAACAGGAAAUGGAAUAUUUAGUAUUAGAUGAUAUUGAUUCAUUAAUUUUCCAUGUGGAAAAUAAUGUGAAAUCUGAACAAAUGGAAGAAGGUGAAGAUGAAGAAAUGGAAAGUCAAGAUCUGGAUACUCAAGAUGAUGAGGUGGCAGAAACUGUUUACAGAGACAGGAAGAAACAGUUACCGUUGGAACUGACAGUGGAAUUAACAGAAGAGACAUUUGAUGCAACAGUGAUGAAUUCUGACAGCAUAGUGCUUUUCUAUGCUGAUUGGCAUGCAGUAUCCAUGGCAUUUCUGCAGUCGUAUGUUAAUGUGGCAGUUAAAUUGAAAGGUACAUCCACUAUGCUUCUCACUAGAAUAAACUGUGCAGACUGGUCUAAUGUGUGUUCUAAGCAAAAUGUUACUGCAUUUCCUGCUGUAAAGAUGUACAAGGAAGGUGAGAACCCCGUGUCUUAUGCUGGUAUGCUAGGAACUGAAGAUCUCCUCAAGUUCAUCCAGCUCAACAGGAUUUCAUAUCCAGUGAACAUAGCAUCGAUUCAAGAAGCAGAGAAAUAUUUAAGUGGGAAAUUAUAUGAAGAUCUGUUCACCUAUGCAAGUGUAUCUGUACUGGGUUUAUUCAGUCCAGCCAUGACAACAGCAAAAGAAAAAUUUCUGGAAGCAAGAAACUACUUAAAAGGACAUGUCAUCAUUGGAAUUUAUUCUGAAGCUGAUGUUUGGAUACUGUCAAGCAAAUAUGCUGCACCUCUUCCAGCCCUUCUGCUUGCCAGGCCCAAAGAAGGCAAAAUAGAGUGCAUCCCCUUAGCUGGCACCCAUGUGCAUGGCAUAGUUCAAAUAAUGGCGAGAGCAGUACUGGAAAUAUUUCCAGAAAUCACUGUAGAAAAUCUUCCUGCAUAUUUAAGACUUCAGAAACCAUUACUCAUUUUAUUCAGUAAUGGCAGCAUAAGUCAUCAGUAUAGGAAAGCAAUACUAACACUAGUGAAGCAGAAGCAGUUGGAUUCACUUACUCCCUGCUGGUUAAAUUUAAAGAACACUCCAGUGGGGAGAGGAGUCUUGAAGUCAUAUUUUGGCUCUCUGCCUCCCCUCCCUCAGCUUCUUUUGGUGAAUGUGUAUUCAGGUGGCCAAGUAUUUGCAUUUCCUUCAGACCAGUCUAUUACUGAAUAUAACCUUGUGUCAUGGCUUAAGAACUUAGAAGCAGGACUGGAAAAUCCUAUCAAAAAUUUAUCUGCUCAGGAAUGGAAGCCUCCUCUUCCAGCUUAUGAUUUCCUCAGUAUGAUGGAUGCUGCUGAACCUCAACAUCCCACCAAGAAAGUUCCCACAUGUGUGAAAGAAACAGAUAAGCAGGAAAGUGAGAAGGGAGAGCAGGAACCAGAGCCCACCAGAAAGGAACCUGUUCAAACACUGAGGAUAAAGCACUGGAAUAGAAAUUAUUGGUCUAAAGAAGCAGAAAAGCCAUUUAGGCAUGAAAAAGAGUUAUAAGCUAACUUCAAAGGGCUGUCCUCUCUUUUUGGCUGGCACUCAAGAACUUAUUUCAUUAAGGAAUAAUACAAGAUCAUUAUAAGUUUCUAGACCAGUGCCACUCAGGAGAAUUAUAAUGCAACUUACAUGUAAAGUUUUCUUAUAGUAGCUACAUUUAAAAUGAGCAGGUGAAAUUGAUUUUUAAAAUGUAUUUUACCUGGUAAGUAUGCCCAAAGUAACUUAAUAUAAAAACAUAGGGAAAUUUCUUUUUCAUAGCAAGUCUUCAAAAAUAGUGCAUGUUUUAUACUUACUGCCAUUUCUCACAAUGGAGUAGCUAUGUUUCAAGUACUUAUUAGAUACAUGUGGUACAUAACUAUUUUGUUGGACAGCUCAGUAAGUAUCAAACAAAACCCAGUAUAAAUAACUUAGGUCUAGCCAUGACAUAAUUUGGAAUAAAAUCAAAAUGGGACUCUUGAAUUGUAGAUAACUCUGCAGUGGAAUCAUACAGCUGUCAGUUAUGCUUAUUUUCUUGUACUUUUGAUGUUACAGCCAGUAUCUUUUAGUUUUGUACCCCCCCCCCCCCCCCGGGACUCUUGGCAGUGCUGAAACAUUUUUGAUAGCAUGACUAAGGAUGCUAUUGGCAGCUAGGGGAUAGAGGCCAGGACGCUGCUUAACACCCCAUGUUGGCCAUCCCAUCACAAGAUUGAGUGCCCUUGUGUUAAAUGAGCCAUAGCAAAGUGGGCUCCUCAGAUUUUGUAGAUUUGUUCAAUUGCCAUGUUUGAAAAGUUUUGGGUGUUAGUGACAUUAGAUGGUAUUUAUCCUGCUUAUUAUCAUAAAUUAAUUUUUAUGUUUUCAAAAAACAAUAAGGCAAUCUUCCAAAAGGACUCAGAGUAAUACACAAGUAUAUCUGCAUAUGCAUGUUUAUAUUUUAAGGGAAUCUUAAGUUGUGCUCUUUAUUUUUAUAAAUUUCAGAUUGAACAUGAGUUUAAUAAUCUGCCAUCUCCUUGCAAGGAGAGAGACUCCCUUCUCUGAGCCAUGCCCAAAAUCUGUCCUUGUAAGCUUCAGACAGUUGAUUUCCCUGGCCAUAGGCCUCAUUUUUAUAACGAGAGUGCAAAAUUACCAAACGUUAACUUCUUUUGUUUUUUAAUUUCAAAUCACAUUCUGUAAAAUGGAUUUAUCUGUCUUCUUGUUGUGUGCAUCUUGUGAGAUUUUGGUGCUCUACUGUAUUUCUCCUUAUAAUAUCUACUUGGGUUAUCUUACUUAAAUUUGUACCUAAUGAGUUUCAUAACUGGAAUUUUAUAACUAAAUUUCAAUAAAUCUCUGCAAGAUAUUU